Molecule: messenger RNA, 3381 nt
Organism: Solanum lycopersicum (tomato)
Lineage: Eukaryota; Viridiplantae; Streptophyta; Magnoliopsida; Solanales; Solanaceae
Molecular function (GO): protein binding
Source: RefSeq, a predicted model, not a curated record
CCUAUCGAUUUCAAUUUAAUUGAUACUAAGUACCCUUAACUAAAAUAUUUAUUGAAAAUUAUAAUAAUAUUAAUAUAAUAUUUCUUCCGUUACAGAGGUUUAGAAUUCAAACCUCGAUAUUAACGAGGCGUUAUUAUGCACAAAUCCCAAGUUAUAGUAGUGACAAAAGUCAUACGUUACACAUGAGAAAAAAAAAUAGAAAAAGAAAAAGAAAAAGAGAGAUUACACGUGUUAAUGAUUUUGCUUAAACAAGACAAAUGCAGUUAUAUAUCAAUAAUGAGGCAUUUUCAUUAGUCUUAAAUUGUUCUUAGUAUAAGACGAUUCCAUUAAGACUAAAAAUUUUCAAGAAUCAGAAAACUGAAAAAUCUCUUCAAUGGCGUCGAGGAGACGUGAUUUUUUUAUGAUUGAUGAAGUUGGUGCCAAGAAAAAAGCGAAGGUUGAUGAAGCUGAAGAAGAAGAUACAUCACAGCUUCCAGUAGUUCCAUGGAGGGUACUUCUUAACGCUGCCGAUUGUGAUUUAGAUUUCAAUGUUGAAGGAAAUGGACUACUAGGUUCAGGGCUUUAUGAACAUGGAUUUUCGUAUUGUUGGUCAGGUGCUCGAGCCAAUAUGGGAAUCACUGGAGGAAAGUACUGCUUUGGUUGCAAAAUUGUUGCAGAGCAGCCCGUAAAGAUGGACGAUACACCACUAGACCAACAACAGAUCUGUCGUGUUGGCAUCUCAAGGGGAGAUGAUGCAGUAGGAAACCUUGGGGAAACCCUGCACAGUUUUGGGUUUGGGGGUACUGGAAAAUUUUCUAGUCAAGGAAGAAUUUCUAAUUAUGGCGAAAGAUUUGGGGUUGGUGACACAAUAAUUUGUUGUGUUGACCUUGAGUCUAGCCCUAUGGCUUCCAUAGGUUUCUCUAAAAAUGGAAAGUGGCUGGGAACAUCAAAGCAAUUUAAUGCAGGACCAGGUCCAACUGGUCUUGAAGUGGUGGAUUGUCCAAUGAAAAAUCUAUAUUGGCAUUCAGCUCUUUUCCCUCAUGUGUUGCUUAAAAAUGUAGUUGUGAACAUGCAGUUUAGCAUAAAUGACGGACUAGCUCCUGUAGAAGGAUAUAAACCGUGGUCUUGUGCCAUGGAAGAUGGGAAAGCCAUUCCAGGCCCUAGUUUUGCGAAUCUGUGCGAUUGUGAAGCUAUGAUGAUGGUAGGACUACCUGCUUCCGGUAAGAGUACCUGGGCUGAGAAAUGGAUUAAGGAACAUCCAGAAAAGCGAUAUGUUCUGCUUGGAACUAAUUUAGCUUUGGAUCUAAUGAAGGUUCCCGGUUUUCUGCGCAAACAAAACUAUUUUGGAAGAUUUGAACAUUUAAUGGACCGUGCUACUGGUAUAUUCAACACUCUUUUGUCUAGGGCUUCCAAGAUUCCUCGUAAUUUCAUAAUUGAUCAGACAAAUGUCCACAAAAAUGCCCGGAAGCGCAAAUUGAAGCCCUUUGCAAACUAUAAGAAGAUAGCUGUUGUGAUUGUUCCAACACCUGACGAGCUCAAGUUCCGUGGUGAAAAGCUGUUCAAAGAAAUGGGGAAAAAAGUUUCUGCUGAAGCAGUAAAUCAGAUGUUAGUGAAUUUUGUUUUACCUAUGAGCAAAGACAUGCAUCAAGCAGAUGAGUACUUUGAUGAGGUACGAUUUGAAGAACUUGGCAGGGCGGAGGCUCAGAGAUGCUUGGAUGAGAUGAAAGCAAACUUGAAUUCAGAAAAGGAAGUUACCCCUUAUUCUCGUGAAAGUUCAAUGCAGUCACAUAAUAGCCUGUCGAUGCAGUACCCUUUGGAAUACCAGCAGUCGUACGGUGGUUCAUCAUCACAGAGUCUCAGAAAUGUACCAGGUGGACGUCUAAAUAGUUCGUAUGCUCAGCCUCAACUUCAAGCACCUCAUGAAUCCUUCUACGCGAUCCCUUCCAGUUACAACCCCAUAGGUGAUUUCGGUCACCAUGGAAGUCGCAGUGCUUACGGUGAUUCAAGGGGCAAUGACAUGGAAGCCAGAUCAGCUAUCCAUGGAGAGAUCUAUGAGCCUCAUGUGGGUUCUGGAGCUCAGAAUGCAGCUGAGUUACACCAGAGCAUCAUGAAUGAUCCCAACCUGAGGAACGUGUCUGGUGGUUCUGGAGCUCAGAAUGCAGCUGAGUUGCACCAGAGCAGCAUGAAUGAUCCCAACCUGAGGAUGUCUGGUGGUUUCGGAGCUUGGAAUGCAGCUGAGUUACACCAGAGCAGCAUGAAUGAUCCCAACCUGAGGAGGUCUGGUGGUUUCGGAGCUCAGAAUGCAGCUGAGUUACACCAGAGCAGCAUGAAUGAUCCCAACCUGAGGGAGAUGUUUGGUGGUUCUGGAGCUCAGAAUGCAGCUGAGUUACACCAGAGCAGCAUGAAUGAUCCCAACCUGAGGAUGUCUGGUGGUUUCGGAGCUUGGAAUGCAGCUGAAUUACACCAGAGCAGCAUGAAUGAUCCCAACCUGAGCAUGUCUGGUGGUUUCGGAGCUUGGAAUGCAGCUGAGUUACUCCAGAGCAGCAUGAAUGAUCCCAACCUGAGCAUGUCUGGUGGUUUUGGAGCUCAAAGUGCAGCUGAGUUACAUCAUAGCAGCAUGAAUGAUACCAACCUGAGCAUGUCUGGUGGUUUCGGAGCUUGGAAUGCAGCUGAGUUACACCAGAGCAGCAUGAAUGAUCCCAACCUGAGCAUGUCAGGUGGUUUCGGAGCUUGGAAUGCAGCUGAGUUACACCAGAGCAGCACGAAUGAUCCCAACCUGAGUAUGUCUGGUGGUUUCGGAGCUCAGAAUGCAGCUGAGUUACACCAGAGCAGCAUGAAUGAUCCCAACCUGAGGGAGCUGUUUGGUGGUUCUGGAGCUCAGAAUGCAGCUGAGUUACACCAGAGCAGCAUGAAUGAUCCCUACCUGAGGAUGUCCGGUGGUUCUGGAUAUCUACCACCUGAUUCAAGAGGAUCGUUUGAAUCGGGGAUGGCUACACCAUAUGGCUUUCGUUCUGUCUUUCCAGCAGGCUUUUCUCAAGAGGUUCCAGCUCCGAGGCCACAACAUGAAAAUUAUCCCUCUGGAGCACAACAUCCUGGGGUAUCCGCUCCACAAGGGGUUCCAGCUCCGUGGCCACCACAUGAAAAUUAUCCCUCUGGAGCACAGCAUCCUGGGGUAUAUGCUCCACCUGGUCCCAGAUUCUACUGAUUGCGGAAACUGCAUGGAAUUCAGAAACACUGAAUAUGAUUGCUUGUUUUUAAUUUACUAAAGAACCAAUUGGUGUUAGCAUAUAGAGAGGUUAGUUUGGAUUUCAUAACUGGAUCAUAUAGUUUGUGUAUGAUAUGGAGGUUAACUUUAGGAAAUUUGGAGUUCUAUUGAGAAAAUGUAGAUUAUUACCAUCUCAA